AUGCGAGGCUUCAUGGACGCAUCAUUCUCCCGGUCAUGGUCGCCGGCCAGUCGGCCUACCGUGAAUACCUCCAUAUCCAACGGCCAUCCAUCUCUAUCGACUUCAUCCGAGAACAGUCCGCAUCUUGGGUCAAUGCCGCCGUCGGCCCAGUCGUCACCAUGGGCACCUAAUGCGCCUCUUGCUCAAACCCAGUCUUCCUCCCAUUUCCUGCUCUCUUCCAGUCCGCGCAAUUCACUCAAUUCUGAACAGAGCAACCCAGUCAAUUCCUUACCGCCAGAGUGGAGCAAUAUCUUUUCUGCUCCGCUCAAUCCAGCAGUUUUUGCGACGCUGGCCGCGAACGGCGUCCUGGGCCCUGUGUCCCCGCCUCUUCCAGGCCAUUCAGCAAGUUUGCCCACGAACCCUUUCCAUGCCAACUUUCCUCCUCCAAACUCGAGACCACGGCUCCCUAACAUUGAUGUGACGGGCCAGCCAAGCGCCACAGGUCAGUGGUCUGAGGUGUCUGUCUCUUAUACUUCCCCCUCCAACAUGUCUUCCCGACCGUCUCUCCCACGCUCAGCCUCUUCUCUGAGCAACGUCGCUGCUAAAUCCAAGGCAUCUACAAGCGUUGGUACAUCUUCGAAACUGUCGCGACCGACCGACACUGUCCCCAGGCAUCCCAACUUCACUGACGAACGUCGUCGUGCGGCCGGCCGAAACGUCCUAGUUAACGCAAUUCCUAUAGGUCGUACAGAUGGCGGUCCCAUAUCCUCCAAUUUUGAUUCAGCGCCCAAUGGUCGGUCAGGUGCACUUAAUUCGCCGCUGGAUUACUCUGUAGGACUUGCAUUUCCAGGUGAGCGUUCAAAUACGAGACUUCCCCCCUCCCUAUGGAUGUCUCCGGCUUCCACCGCCCCAGUAACCUCUACGAUGCAUGAUUCGCUAAAUCGUCCCCCAAUAUCUGCUGCCACAGACACUUCAACUUCAAGCCGGUCGGCAUUCCCUCAGUCACCCAUCUCACCCGCCUCUCCGUCUGAUUCUAAAUCCACCUUCUUCUCAGACAUUCUCUCAGAUGGGAUAUUUGGGCCACAGGGUACAUCGCAGGCAGCUAGCCCUUUCACCUCACCUCCAAUGUCUGGUUCACCGGAUUUACUUCCUUCCAGCAUACCAGAUCAAGAUCCUGAGCAGUUAGCCAAAGAAGACCCCCUCGCGACUCAAGUCUGGAAAAUGUAUGCGCGAACGAAAGCAACUUUGCCUCAUGCGCAGCGGAUGGAGAACCUCACUUGGCGGAUGAUGGCGCUGGCCUUGAAGAAGAAGAAGGAAGAGGAAGACAGGGAGAAGCAGAGUCCUAUAUCGGUUAAGACUGAAGUGACGUCUCCAUCUGAGCUUGGACAACAUGCGUCCUCGGAAACUCCUUCCGGAGAGACUCCCCAGACCAAGGAGCCUGAUGAGCGUGGACGCAGAAUAGAUAAAGGAAAAGCCAAAGUUCGAGUCGUAGGCUUCGACGGGGCCAAUCAGGAUGGUGAAGAACAAGAUGUCGUUCCUAUGGACUGGAGAUCAAUAAGCCGAUCCAGAUCUCGGAUAUCCAUGGACUGGCGACCAAGCAGUCGUUCACGUUCGCGGCCGCCUGAAUCUGCGGACACGUUCGAAGGCAUGAUGAUGGCACCAUUCGAGUCUCGUUUUGCGUUUCCAACAAUAGGUCAUGGAUCAUUACCUGAUUCGUUCAAGGUACCCUCUUCAAAGCCCACAGGAGCAUCAAUGCUCUCGGCUACACGACGUAGUCCCCCCCAGAGGAGCACUGAACUUCCUUCUGUUUACGAAGAACAUGCGGAUGCAGAUUCGCGGUAUUUGAACAAUCUUAACUUCAAUCACCCCAUGUCGAGCUUUGAUUCUCCUGCCUUUGGCCCUUCUUCCCUCCCAUCCUUUGGCCUUCAUGGCCUUCCCCGUCUUCCCUCUGGUAACUCUCCGGAGCCUUCUUUCCCUCGACACGUUCGCAAGACGAGCUUUGAUCACACGGUAUCCAAAGACAACAUCCUCUCUGGUUUGAAAGGCCGUCAUCAAGUCAAUGGAAAGCCUCUCUCUCCAGAUAGCUUAGCAGGCACGAAACGCCCUGCGGAUGCGCCCCAUGCCGAAAGCAUGCUUCGUGCUGAUCCUUCCGACGUCGAGGGAACUCUAUUACCCAACUCCCACUCGCUAGCGCAAGAGGGCUCCGCGAACGACAAUUUCGAAAGCUCCAGUCCGUUUCCUACCUCCUCAUUCCAUUUCUCAUUCCCACCUUACGACGGUAUGUUCGAUAUCCCGGGUGCCGGAGCUUCGGGGGAUAUCACUCCCAUGCUCCCUUCUGCCGACGGAAGCAAUACAGGUGAAGGUCAAUACCAUCGCUCCACAAGGUCUUCUAUUAGUGGAGCGCCAUUCCACCCUAGCUCUGUUGGCUCUGCGGGAGAAGGCCUUUCGACUUCAUCUGCCCUGGCUGACAAGUUUGGUCAGUUGAAUGCGAAUAACGACGAUUCGACCCUGGACUAUCAGCUAAUGCGAUUGGUGUAUCCUACUUUAGACCAAUCCGGAUCUAUGUCUCAGAGUCCUUACACCCACGUAGAUCCAACGCAGAUUCUUAAUGUCGGAGAUGGAUAUCCAGCAUUCCAUGCUAGCCCUUCCAGUGAUGGCUGGGGUGGCGGGGUUGGCUCGAGUUCGAACGCUUCCCCCGAGCCUUAUAAUGCGUCGAAUGCAUCCACACCGCCUUCAGCGGAGGGUGUUGCGGAGGGAAUGCGAGGUACCGGUAGGAAGUACAUUUCUCUGAAGGGAAGUGACCACCAGAGGAAGAAGUCAUUGCCUGGCGCUGUAACAUCACCGAAGCUAGGAUUGCGAUCAUCGACUAGCACACCUGAUCUUUCGGACAACCGAGAUGGGGCUAAUGGGAAAGGUGGAGAUGGCGACACUCCGACGCUAUGUACAAAUUGCCAGACAACUAAUACGCCAUUAUGGCGGAGGGACCCUGAAGGGCAACCGCUUUGUAAUGCUUGUGGCCUAUUUUAUAAACUCCAUGGUGUUGUACGACCGCUCUCGUUGAAGACGGAUGUAAUUAAGAAGAGGAAUCGAGCAUCAGGUGCACCUAGUAGUAGCUCACGAAAAGGUACAGGUCUGACGAAGAUUGCAUCUUCUACGACACGACCGCGGUCAUCUUCGAAUGCAGCGGCAUCUGGGAUGAGUGCGGCUUCACGGGUAACGCCCAAUCGAGCAAACUCAUCUGGAGGAAGUUCGCUAGCAAUGAAACGACAGCGACGGACUUCUACUAGCAUGCAGACCUCGACGUCCCGUAAGGGAGACUGA
Desarmillaria tabescens is the source of this 3300-nucleotide messenger RNA. RefSeq lists its product as uncharacterized. The coding region runs from base 1 to 3300 and encodes 1099 amino acids. Gene Ontology annotation, biological process: negative regulation of transcription by RNA polymerase II; positive regulation of transcription by RNA polymerase II. The transcript is spliced from 5 exons. The record is from RefSeq and is a predicted model, not a curated record. NCBI's taxonomy places the organism in Eukaryota, Fungi, Basidiomycota, Agaricomycetes, Agaricales, Physalacriaceae. Gene Ontology annotation, molecular function: DNA-binding transcription factor activity, RNA polymerase II-specific; RNA polymerase II cis-regulatory region sequence-specific DNA binding; zinc ion binding.